This is a messenger RNA of Osmerus eperlanus (European smelt), 1326 nucleotides long. It is a transcript of the gene gstt2, whose product is annotated as glutathione S-transferase theta 2. Gene Ontology annotation, biological process: glutathione metabolic process. NCBI's taxonomy places the organism in Eukaryota, Metazoa, Chordata, Actinopteri, Osmeriformes, Osmeridae. The transcript has 5 exons. The coding region runs from base 76 to 762 and encodes 228 amino acids. The record is from RefSeq and is a predicted model, not a curated record. Gene Ontology annotation, cellular component: cytoplasm. Gene Ontology annotation, molecular function: glutathione transferase activity.
CACACACACACACACAACGCAAGUGGCUUGUACUACUGCUGGCUACAUUCACCCCGCACACCCAGGACACUUAUAAUGGCUGGUCGAAGAGGUUUAGACAUCUACUUAGACUUACUGUCUCAGCCAUGCAGAGCAAUACACAUUUUAGUAAAUGUCAACAAAAUACCCCAUACUUUGAAAACUGUGGCACUACGAAAAGGUGAGCAGAAGACGCCGGAUUUCGCUAAACUGAACCCCAUGCAGAAAGUCCCAGUUAUAGAUGACAAUGGUUUUGUCCUAACUGAAAGUGAUGCCAUAUUGAAGUACUUGGCGACAAAGUACCAUGUCCCAGACCACUGGUAUCCAAAGCAACCAGAGCGGAGGGCCAGAGUGGACGAGUACACCGCAUGGCAUCACACCAACACACGCCCUCAAGCUGCUAAAGUGUUCCUCUUGGAGGUGCUGUUGCCCCGUAUGGCUGGCCAGCCGACCGAGCAGGCCAGGGUGGAGAGGGCGGUGUCGGAGCUGAGUGUCACCCUGGACAAGCUGCAGGACAUGUUCCUGAAGAGGCAGCCCUUCCUGUGUGGCGACGACAUCUCUCUAGCUGACCUGCUGGCCGUGUGUGAACUCAUGCAGCCUCUAGGCGGCGGCAGAGAUGUGCUGCAGGACCGUCCUGUGCUGCAGCGCUGGCUGGGUCGCGUUCAGUCUGCUGUGGGCAGCUCCUUUGACGAGGCCCAUGCCGUGCUGUACCGCCUCAGGGACAAUGCAAAGGCCAAACUGUGAUGUCACCGGUUGCCAUGGUGUCAACCCCCCCCCCCCCCAUGUACAAAUAUGUACAAGACCUUUGGAUGUAUUUUGAGUGAUUUGCUGUUGGGUUGUUGACAUGAGCUCAUGUCAACAACCCUGGUCUUCAAGACCUCCUGUCCUGCAUGUUUUAGAUGUCUCCCUCUUCCAACACACCUGAUUCAAAUGAACGGGUCGUUAACAGGCAUCUGCUGAGCUUGAUAACGACUCAUUUGAAUCAGGUGUGUUGGAAGACCGAAACAUCUAAAACAUGCAGGUAGGUCGUGAGGACCGUGGCUAAGAAAGGCUGCCUUAACCAAGAUGCCUUGUUAUCAGCUAUGUAAAGCCUAUAACCUACUAGAAGGAUCUACAGCCUUACUUGCUUUGAGAAUCAACACAUCAAUAAUUUAAACACUAAACUUGAUCAGCAAUAAUCUAUAAAACAGGCAAUGACUUCAGGAUGAGGAAGAUGGAACUCUCAAAUGAAACAAGCUGAAUCUUUCGUAAAGUGUUGCAAAUGUGUAAUUAUGCCAUGUGUCGCCUAAAUAAAAUUGGUUUUAUUUA